CCGUAAUAUUCUAUUAAAAUUUGUAACAUUUCUUUUAGAAGUGGUGGUAGAAGGAGACAUCCUUUACAAAUUGUUUACAAUUUCCUUUAAAGAGCUCCCCAGAGCCCACAUUUGUCCACGUCUCAACCCAAAAAACAGAGUAUAGCGUUGGAGCUUCCAACGCCAUUUGUUUUCUUUCUCAGCUUCGAUCACAAAAGUGAUCGGAUUAUGCUUCGAACGGCAAUACGGAGUACCAACUAUGAUGAAGAACGCUCUGAAGCUUGCGAGAGCGUUCGGCAAUGCGAGGAACUCUCCAUCCAUUGGUGCUCUGAGACUUGAUCAGUGCACUGUAGGAUCAAGGUUUCUGCGCUGGAUCUCUUCCCAAUCUUCCGCAGCCGUUGACGGCUGCGCUAAGAGGUUCGCCGUUUUGUGGGGAAACGGAGAUUUCGGGAGGCUGGGACACGGCGGCAUUGAAUCGCAGUGGCGUCCUAAAUCCCUGCUGCCGUCCGCUUUUCAUGAUCAAAGCCUCCGCGACAUCGCUUGCGGCGGGGCUCACACUCUUUUCCUCACAGAAAAUGGCAGUGUUUAUGCAUGCGGUCUCAAUGAUUUUGGUCAACUAGGCAUUCCGGGCGAUAAAAGUUAUACUCCUGAGCCAGUUCGUGUGGCUACCCUUCCCAACGACAUUAUAAAAAUUUCUGCUGGUUAUCAUCAUUCUUGUGCUAUCACAGUUGAUGGUGAACUCUAUAUGUGGGGAAAGAACACGAAUGGACAGCUUGGCCUUGGAAAAAAAGCCAAUAAAGUAGUUUCCUUUCCGAGAAAAGUUGAAAGUUUAAACGGGCUAGCUGUAAAAGCAGCUUCCUUGGGUUUUGAGCAUUCAAUUGCUGUUACAGAUAAUGGUGAGGCCUUGAGUUGGGGUGGGGGAGGCUCUGGACAACUUGGUCAUGGACUUCAUUCAGGAAUUUUUGGAGUAUUAAAAAGUAACAGGUCCAUUGUGAUGGUUGAUAACAUUCUACCAUCUUCUAUAUGUUGGCUUAUGAAGUUUUGAUAGAGUGAUCCUAAACUUACCCAGACUUCUUCACAAGGAGAACAAGUUCUGUUCUAAUGGACUAUCACACAUGCUUUAAUGUGUUCUCCACCUUCCUUUUGGAGCAUUAAUGUGUUCUCCACUUUCCUUUUGGAGCACUGUGAUGUUAUUAUAUCAUCACUCUACUGUAAACAUCAUUUACAAAUUAUUAUUGUCUUAUCUUAGGCUAGGAGAAAUCAUUUCAUUAUCACUCUACUGGAAACAUUCAGCAAAUGAUAUUAUUUGAAGUAUGGAUUUCCCAAUGUAUGCUAUGGUCUCUUACAGGAGUUACAGCAUGAAAAGGAAUGUAGAAUUUUAUUAGUUCCCAUCGGUAAAAUACAGGGAAAGGGGGAUA
Cuscuta campestris is the source of this 1397-nucleotide messenger RNA. Lineage: Eukaryota; Viridiplantae; Streptophyta; Magnoliopsida; Solanales; Convolvulaceae. The record is from the annotation of a GenBank genome assembly.